This is a messenger RNA of Mytilinidion resinicola, 567 nucleotides long. RefSeq lists its product as uncharacterized. The annotation marks the transcript as partial. The transcript has 2 exons. The record is from RefSeq and is a predicted model, not a curated record. Gene Ontology annotation, molecular function: DNA binding. NCBI's taxonomy places the organism in Eukaryota, Fungi, Ascomycota, Dothideomycetes, Mytilinidiales, Mytilinidiaceae.
CCCACGCUAAAUGGCGCCAUUCAGACGACUCACGAUGGACUACUCGUGGUAGAAGGCUGCCUCCAGGGAGUUCUCAUGCACGUUCCUCGGCGCCCUCACGACAAAGAACGAGCAGAUCAGAUCAAAAGUGGUUCUAUCUUUGUCUAUGAAGAGAACGCAUCAGGAAUCAAGCGCUGGACCGAUGGGUUGACUUGGAGUCCUAGUCGUAUCAUGGGUAACUUUUUAAUAUAUCGAGAGCUCGAGAAGCCGUUUCCACCGGGUGAAAAGAAGCGAGCUGUCAAACGGAAGCGAAGCACCGACGAGGGAUCCGAUUCUGACAACAAGGCAAAGGUGAAGGCAGAACAACGCCGUAUUCUUGGAUCUUUGGUCGAUUCUUACGGCUUCAAGGAUGGGGGACUGGUCAAGAAGACCAUGAGCAUCAAGUACAAGGGCACUACUCAUCACAUCAUCUCGUACUAUUCAGUGGAAGAUUGGAUCGAGUGUAAACUGCAGCGGCCAGUCGACAUGUCUACACUAUCUUCAUUGCCAAUCCGUCAAGAGCUCAUCGAGGAGCAAAACUUCAGGGCU